AUGCAAAAUGGAAUGGAAGAGGACAAUUUGUUCAAAGACCUUCAAUUAAAUAAUUUUGCUAACGGUGCAAAUCCUUUUAGAAAGGGAAGUCGGCCGAUGUUUUGA
Messenger RNA from Brugia malayi, 105 nucleotides. RefSeq lists its product as uncharacterized. The transcript is spliced from 2 exons. Lineage: Eukaryota; Metazoa; Nematoda; Chromadorea; Rhabditida; Onchocercidae. The coding region runs from base 1 to 105 and encodes 34 amino acids. The record is from RefSeq and is a predicted model, not a curated record.